AGUCUGGAUUCUCUCUGAUGGAGUGUGCAUCCUCCAGUUCCUCAUUCUCCAUCCUGAAUCUCACCUGCUCAGACUCUGUCAGGCUGCUUAAUGGGACCAGUCUGUGCUCAGGCAGACUGGAGGUGAGGUCUAACCAGACUAACCAGAGGUGGUCCUCGGUGUGUGAAGCUGGCUUUGACCUGCAGGAUGCAGAGGUGGUCUGCAGGGAGCUCGGCUGUGGGGCUCCUUCGGUCCUCCAGGGGGCGCUCUAUGGAGAAGUGGAGGCUCCAAAGUGGACCAAAGAGUUCCAGUGUGAAGGCCACGAGUCUGCUCUGCUGGACUGUAGAAGCUCAGAGAGAAACACCUGCUCAGGUGGCAGAGAUGCUGGACUCACCUGCUCAGAGCCGGUCAGGUUGGUGGGAGGAGACAGUCGCUGUGCAGGAACACUGGAGGUGAAACUGCAAGGAGAAUGGAGACCAGUGAGUGACUCUGGCUGGACCCUGAACGAAGCAGCAGCUGCCUGCAGAGAGCUCGACUGUGGCUCUGCUGUUUCUGUAACAGUGAGACAGGAGUCCUCAGAUAUAUCUACUUGGUGGAUCUUGUCUCACUGUGUUCAGUCUGGAUUCUCUCUGAUGAACUGUGCAGUACCCAGUUCCUCGUCCUCCAUCAUGGAACUCACCUGCUCAGACGUGCUGUUUCGGCCCAACAUCUCCGUGUCCGUGGACGGGGUCUCCGAGGCCCAGCAGCAGGGGUUUCAGGUGUCCAGGGGUGUUCCAGCUUUAACAUCAGCUGCUCCGUCCAGCCUCAGUAUCCAGGAGGCUCCUUCAAGCUCCGCUUCGCCUCCUCCGACUCAUCACGUGACUACACCCGGCCGGCUGUCAAUCACUCUGCCAGCUUCCCGUUUCCUGCUGCAGAGCCCGCCCACCACGGGACCUACAGCUGCGUUUACGGCGUCCGUGUUUUCUCUCGUGACUUCUCCUCUGAGAGCCGCCUGCUCUCCGUCACCGUCUCAGGGUCAGAUCCAAGACGUCGGACACCUUUUAUCAUCAGAGUUGUCGUCCUGUCGCUGA
Plectropomus leopardus (leopard coralgrouper) is the source of this 1049-nucleotide messenger RNA. NCBI's taxonomy places the organism in Eukaryota, Metazoa, Chordata, Actinopteri, Perciformes, Serranidae. The record is from RefSeq and is a predicted model, not a curated record.